Messenger RNA from Orbilia oligospora ATCC 24927, 1143 nucleotides. RefSeq lists its product as uncharacterized. The transcript is spliced from 4 exons. The coding region runs from base 1 to 1143 and encodes 380 amino acids. The record is from RefSeq and is a predicted model, not a curated record. Lineage: Eukaryota; Fungi; Ascomycota; Orbiliomycetes; Orbiliales; Orbiliaceae.
AUGGUAUUGGGUCAAUAUCCCAUGCAGAACCUUUGCUUGGCAGUCAUCGUGAUGAUGCCUCUGCUGGCGGGAAUCAUUUGCUCGCUGCGGUUUUACGCAAAGCGACGUAGCGCCGGCGGGAUUGGGAUAGAGGAUUGGUUGAUUGUGGUGGCGGUGUUAUUCUCUAUCAUUAUUAUAUACCCAUCAUGGAGAUUAAGUAUAAUGUGGCAUUAUGGCGUUCAUAUUUGGGAUGUCAAUUGGCAUUAUUCUGAACCAUCGAUGGAUGAAUACUAUAGGAUGACAAUGGUAUUUUAUAUGUUCAGCGUCUGGAUAUUGCCUUUGGUCAAGGCAUCCAUCAUAAUUCUGUUGCUCAAGGUCGGCGGGAUUAUCGCUCCCGUUCGAAAGGCAGUUUAUGUCCUUUUCGCCAUCAAUACUAUUGGUGCUAUCAUCCCGGCUCUCUUCUAUCUCUUCGAAUGCCCGCCGUUGACCGGCAACAACUGGAAGCCGACAACCUUCGGCAACUUGCAUUGCGCUGGCAGACUUGUCAUCGGCCGGAUUAAUAUCUUUCAAGUGUGCAUCAAUAUGUUCACUGAUCUCUUGACAUUUCCAAUCCCUGUCUACUUGACAUGGAAAUUGCAAAAGGCCAGCUUGAGGGAUCGAUUAAUCAUUGUCUUCUUGUUUUCUUUGAGUUUAGGUGUUACGGCUAUUGGUGCUGUUAGAAUUUACUUGACAUAUAAGGAAAGACUCUACCGAAAGCCCGAGGUCGACUGGACAUGGACUAUUGCUUUCUGUGUCAACCAUCUCGAACAUGGCAUGGCUAUCAUAUUUGCUUGCAUCCCAAGUCUGCGCGUCCUUAUCCUCGGCUGGCUAGGGUACCACGACGGAGAAACUGUCAGAUCAUACGCAAGAACAAGAUCCUACGCCCAACCUUAUGGCGAAGGUACUCGUCGUGGAUCUCUCGGAGCCCCUUCUAGUCCGAAGAAAGUACAUACGAGGGCGAUUGAAGUCACCUGUCUGACAACUUUCGACGUUGAAAGUACUGCCAUAAAAGAUUAUCCUUACCACCUCGAGCAUGCCACAUAUAAUAACAAUGGGCCUGAAAACGAAACGAGUUCGUAUUCCGGGUCAAAAACAGAAAUCGAAAUUGAGUCUCAGAAAUAUUAA